UAGAAUGUGAAGUCAGUAACCCAUAAGAAAUUUGGAGUAAAAUUGCAUCCACCGGAAAUAAAUAUAUCGAGCUCAGUCCGUCCGUGAGUUCCAAAUCACUGUACCAAUUAUUCUACUGGGAAAACCAUCCAUAUAGAAAGAAAUACGAGCAGCCCCAAAAAUGCGUUCCCAGUAAGUUACUUGAGUACCCGCUGUUAUCCCUUUCAUCUUCACUCACAUCUUGACUUCCAUCGUUCAGCUCCAGUUAAUUAGGGUUUAAAAAAAAACCCAAAUGAGAAACUAGGGUAAAUUGUUAUGACCUAGAUAAAGUAUCUUUGUAGUGUGGGAGGGAGUUAAUGGGGUUAUCACUAUUAGGUUCGAAAUCAUUUAGAUGAGACUGAAGGAGUUGAUCUUUUAUCAGACAGGUAUAAGCUAUUGCCAAAGAGACAGAAGUCUGCAUCAGCUUGCUAUCACCAGGGCGGUUUGCAGCUGACCAUAGGCAGCCAUGCAAACUGUUUCUCUAAUUCGCUCAUGUAUUUUAAUCAGAAAAAACUCCAAUAAAUCAUUCGGAAGGAGGAGAAAGGAAGUCCCAUAUGGAAUUCAAGUCAGAUUACCUUGUGAUGCCCUCAAUUAUAAGUUCCGCAAAUCUAUGCAUCGCUCCAGACUCUUUGCAGCUCUUGACACAAACGACAAUCAUCCACCCAUUUUGGUUCCCGAGGACAAUGCUAACAACGUACCUGAACAGGAACAAGUUUCAAUUCUUAGCGGAUGGUCUCCUCCGAGACCCCUCUGGAGGGGAUUAUCAGUUUUAAUCUUGGCAGGGCAAGUAAUUAUCAGGCUUCUAAAAGGAAAAAUCCACAGGAAAAACACCCUUCAGCAGCUGGAGAGGGUUGGACCCAAAUCAGUUGGGGUAUGUCUUUUGACCUCGGCUUUUGUAGGCAUGGCCUUCACGAUUCAAUUCGUUAGAGAAUUUACCAGAUUGGGAUUAAACAGAUCCGUUGGUGGAGUUCUUGCUCUUGCUUUUGCUAGAGAGUUGAGCCCCGUUAUCACAUCUAUUGUAGUCGCAGGGCGUAUAGGGAGUGCAUUUGCAGCAGAAUUGGGAACAAUGCAAGUCUCGGAACAGACUGACACCUUGAGAGUGCUUGGAUCUGACCCUGUUGAUUACCUGGUUACACCCAGGGUUAUCGCUUGUUGUGUUGCUUUACCAAUUUUAACGCUGAUAUGCUUCACAGUGGGUAUGGCUUCUAGUGCUCUUCUGGCCGAUGCAGUCUAUGGAGUGAGCAUCAAUAUUAUAUUAGAUUCGGCUCAGAGAGCUCUCAGGCCAUGGGAUAUAAUCAGCGCUAUGAUCAAGUCCCAGGUGUUUGGUGGGGUUAUUUCCAUUGUAAGUUGUGCAUGGGGGGUUACGACUCUUGGCGGUGCUAAAGGUGUUGGAGAAUCAACCACUUCUGCGGUGGUGAUAUCACUUGUGGGUAUUUUCAUUGCUGAUUUUUUCUUAUCAUGUUGCUUUUUUCAAGGUGCUGGAGAUUCACUGAAAUCUUGCAUGAGUUAGUUCUGUUCUAUCUCUUUAGUUUAGUUGUUGGUCAGUCUGUAGUGAUUUUGUGUGUUCUCCGGCUCCAGUUGAAACACAUUGGUUCAGUCCUGCCUGUAAAUCUUUUUUCUGCUCUUUUUUUGUUGUUUUCUUGAAGCCCUUAUAAAUUCUAUGUCUGAAGUUGAAUCUCUAUAUCACUUUCUAAACUGUUAAUAUUAUUAUAAGGUUAUCGUUAUCGUCA
Papaver somniferum (opium poppy) is the source of this 1748-nucleotide messenger RNA. RefSeq names its product protein TRIGALACTOSYLDIACYLGLYCEROL 1, chloroplastic-like. Gene Ontology annotation, biological process: phospholipid transport. Lineage: Eukaryota; Viridiplantae; Streptophyta; Magnoliopsida; Ranunculales; Papaveraceae. The record is from RefSeq and is a predicted model, not a curated record. The transcript is spliced from 3 exons. The coding region runs from base 485 to 1528 and encodes 347 amino acids. Gene Ontology annotation, cellular component: ATP-binding cassette (ABC) transporter complex.